CCGUGAGACUCUAAUUAGUAUUUUGAUUGCAGGUCUUUCACCGCAGAUCACAGAAAAUUUCAAUAGGUUUUCGAUUAAAACAGUAAUCAAGUUAUAAGGAAAAAGUCCACUUUGACAGUCAUUGUAAACAUCUGAACAUUAACAGGAAACAAUGGCAAGUUCAGAAUUAAAAGGCAAGGAAAACAGUACGAAGACAAAUGACAGAUGUGAAUCUUAUGUUCCUUCUGUACAGCUUGCAGAGGGGCUUGAUGUCAGAGAAGUUUGCUCAGAAACUGGAGCAUCUUUUGAAAUCUCGGAAGAACAGCUCAGGGACAAGGAAAAUAUUGACUGGCGAGAGAACUUUUUCGAUGACGAGGAACUUGUUAAGAGCCUUCGACUUGGAGCUGGAAAUGGAAUUUUCGAGGAUGAAGAAUCAGCUUCAGAAGAGGAUGGAGAGCCGUUCCGAAAAAUGGCUCGGAGGAUGGAAGACAUGACUGGCGAUGGUGGUGUGUUGAAGAUGAUUGUGCAGCCAGGUAUCGGCGGAGACAUCCCAGACAAUGCGACCAUUGUAUUCCACUAUAGUGCAUUCCUUGAAUACCUUGAUGAACCCUUUGACUCCUCAUACUUGCGAAAGAAGCCUGAGAAGAACAAGGUUGACAGUGGAAACAUAAUUCCAGGACUAAAUGUGGCUAUUAAGACAAUGAGGAAGCGCGAAACAGCUCGGUUUCUCAUCAGGCCAGAAUAUGCAUAUGGAAAGUUAGGAUGCCCACCUAGGAUACCAGGUAAUGAGACACUAUUGUAUGAAGUGUACAUCGUUAAUGUCAUUGAUGAUGCUGCAGCUGAUGCUUACGAUGAACUUGAUGAAAAGAUGCAGACUAACACAACUUUUGAGCAAAGGCUAGAAGCGGCCCGAGGAUUCCAUCGUAAGGGCAACAACCACUAUAAAGAAGGGUAUUUGAAAGGAGCUAGGGACUGCUACCUCCGAGCUGCCUGGAUCAUGGAAGAUGCAAGACUUAAGAACGAGGCGGAGGAAAAACAGAGAACUUCCUUGUUGAUGAAGAUGCGCAGUAAUUUGGCACAGGUUUAUCUGGACAUGAAGGAACCAGCAAGAGCCUGUACGCAAUGUAAAUUAGGGUUUGAAGUUGCGGUUGCCGGUCUAUGCUCAGAGGAUGUUAUGGCUAAGCUGUACUUCAGGUCUGGCAAAGCCAAGGUGAUGCUGAGCAACUUUAAGGGCGCACAUAAGGACCUGUUGGCAGCUCAACGCAUCAAGCCAAACAACCCCAGCAUUUCAGCCGAGCUAGAGGAACUGUACCUUAAGCAGGAGAAGUGUGAAGCACAGGAGAAGUUUAUGUGCCAACGUAUGUUUGCCCCACAAAGCUGCAGCAGUGAUAAGGAUGGAAUGAGAAAGACCAAUCAGGAAAAGGAAAAAGAUGGAGAGACUAAAGGAAAGGAGGUAGAGAAGAAGAAGGAAAAAGACCUUAAUCAAAAUCUAGCUUACAAAGUGCGUCCCGAGUUUGAAGCACUCGUGGAGGAGAAUAUUCACAACUUUGUCAACAACCACAAAAUACAUGAGCUUCCCUUUCCCAGCAGUCUAUCACAGGAAGAAGUUGUGUGUGUGGCUACCAUUGCCAAAGCCUCUGGUUUGUCUGUCAUGUAUUCACAAAAUGGUACUGAUUGCAGUCUUAAGAUAGUAAAAAAGUUUUUAAAGGAAUAGAGGGAUACUCCUCUGUUGCAGAAUGUAUAAAUAUCAGGGAUAUAUAUAGAAUUAAGAAACUAUUAUGGGAAAAUUAUGGCUGGUGAUUAUCAAAGAAUUGUUGUUUUUUAGGAGAGUUAGUAAGGAUUGAUAGUUUUUGUUUCUAAACUCACUCUCCAAAUGCUUUUAUACCUGAAAAGUCCUGUA
Penaeus vannamei (Pacific white shrimp) is the source of this 1879-nucleotide messenger RNA. It is a transcript of the gene shu, whose product is annotated as shutdown. The record is from RefSeq and is a predicted model, not a curated record. Gene Ontology annotation, molecular function: Hsp90 protein binding; peptidyl-prolyl cis-trans isomerase activity. Gene Ontology annotation, biological process: piRNA processing; spermatogenesis. Gene Ontology annotation, cellular component: cytoplasm. NCBI's taxonomy places the organism in Eukaryota, Metazoa, Arthropoda, Malacostraca, Decapoda, Penaeidae.